Molecule: messenger RNA, 969 nt
Organism: Pochonia chlamydosporia 170
Lineage: Eukaryota; Fungi; Ascomycota; Sordariomycetes; Hypocreales; Clavicipitaceae
Product: threonine dehydratase
Exons: 1
Coding region: 1-969 (322 amino acids)
Biological process (GO): L-threonine catabolic process; L-serine catabolic process
Molecular function (GO): L-serine ammonia-lyase activity; pyridoxal phosphate binding; threonine deaminase activity
Source: RefSeq, a predicted model, not a curated record
AUGCAGCCCACCGUCACAGAAACCGCCGCCCAGGCAGUUCAAGCCAGAAACCGCAUCAAAGGGCACAUCUACCAAACACCAGUGAUCCCAUCCCGGAAGAACAAUGACAGCAACGGUACGCGUCUUUUCUUCAAGGCGGAGAAUUUUCAGCUCACUGGGUCCUUCAAACUCAGGGGCGCAAUGUCCAAAAUGUCCGCGCAGAGCUCCAAUAAUGCUGAGCGACUGAUAACAGCAUCUUCCGGCAACCAUGGCAUAGGCGCCGCUUUCGCCGCUCAUGCUCUCUCUCGAAAUCUUACUGUUGUGCUUCCAGAGACGGUUGUUCCGGCAAAACUGAAAAAGAUUGAGUCGUAUGGCGUGGAUGUCAUUCUCCAUGGUGCUGAGACGGGUCUUGCGGAACAACAUGCCCAGAAGCUCGCUGCGUCGGGAGAAUACAGCUACAUUUCACCUUACAAUGACCCAGACAUAGUAGCCGGCCAGGGGACCAUUGGACUUGAGAUUCUCGAGCAAUGCCCGCAAGUGGACAACAUUUUCAUUUCCAUGGGCGGCGGGGGCCUCGUCAGUGGCAUUGGAUCUGUGUGCAAGGCCUUCAACCCGAAAACAAGGAUAUUCGGCGUGUCUGCAAUCAAUUCCAUGGCUCUUGCCGAGUCAAUGAGAGCAGGAAAGGUGGUGGAAACGGAACACCUGGAUACCUUGGCUGAGGCUGUUGCGGGCGGCAUGGACGAAGAUUCAAUCACUCUUCCGCUGGCUACAUCAGUGGUGGAUGAGGUCAUCGAAUGCAGCGAAGAUGACAUUAUCCAAGCACUGAAGACUAUUGCAUUUGACGAGAAUAUGAUUGUUGAAGGCUCUGCAGCGCUCGCUCUUGCGGGAUAUAGCAAAGUCGCUGACCGGGUCGCUGGUCAAACCAGCGUUAUCGUCUUGUGUGGUGCCAAUUUUGACCAACAACGCCUUAUCCGUAUAAUAUUUGGAUAA